Molecule: messenger RNA, 2237 nt
Organism: Myotis daubentonii (Daubenton's bat)
Lineage: Eukaryota; Metazoa; Chordata; Mammalia; Chiroptera; Vespertilionidae
Gene: TMEM229A
Product: transmembrane protein 229A
Source: RefSeq, a predicted model, not a curated record
AUGGCGGGCAGCGACGCGGACGGCAAGGGGCCGGCGCGGAGGGGCGGCGCGGCGCGGCGGCCGGCGGGCUCCGGCGGGCGAGGGGGCGAGGCCGCCGCCGCCGGCCGCCCCGAGCCGCUGUCCGCUGCUGAAGCGGCGGCCGAGGGGACCGAGCUGCCCGCCUGGAUGCGCCUCUACUUCUACGGGAUGCACGGGAUCACCCUGGACGUGCUGGUGUCGUCCGCGCGGCGCUUCGCUCGCAGCCCCGACCUCCGGAUGCUGGGCUUCUCCUCGCCCUACCGCUGCCUCCUGCACCUGCUCACCCACUUCGCCCUGGAGAAGGUCUACCUGCAGCGGCGGCGCUGCCCCAGCGCCUUGGUCUUCAAUUUCCUCCUCUACCCGCUGGCGCACGUGGGGCUGCAGACGCUGGCGGCCCGGGCGCUGCUGCUCAGCCUGGGCGCCGGGCCGGGCGGCGCGGGGGCGCCGGGGGCGCUGGACCUGGCGCUGCAGUACCUGCUGGCGCUCUACCACUCGCAAGUGUUCCUGCGCCGCUUCCUGCGCUUGCGGUGCCGGCGGCAGCUGCAGCCGCGACCCGGCGCUGCCCCUGCGCCUGCCCCGGCCUCUGCCCCGGCCCCUCCCGGCGCCCGAGCCCCCGCGGCGGCGGGUGGCCGGCGGCGACGCCCCCGCGGCCCCCGGGGCACCGAAGGCGUCCCCAGCAAGGGGCUGCCGGACCUGCUCCGCUUUCUCUUUUACGGGAUGCACGGCUUUCUGGAUGAGAUCUUCUUCACCUUCUUCUUUGACGUGCUGGGACAGGGGGACCGGGCCACCAGCGGCCACACGUCGCUCUGGUCCUUCCUCAUGUACGGCAGCUGCAGCUUCGUGGUGGAAAAGCUCUAUUUCUACCUGCACUACAGUCGCGGCUGGAGCACCUGGCAGCGGGUGCCCAUCUAUGUGAUGUUCAUCUACCUGUGGGAGCUGUCCUGGGGCCUGGGCCUGCGCGCCUGCGGCGCCUGCUCCUGGGACUACUCCCACUACCCGCUCAAUUUCAUGGGCCUCAUUACCCUGAUGUAUCUGCCUGGUUGGAUAUUCCUUUGCGUGUACCAGGACCUGCUUUCCAACGCGCUGUGGCGAGUGCAGUACAUACCAGCGGACUAAAGCAAACCGGUCUCUGGAUUCCCAUCCAUGAAUGCGAUUUAUUUUUACACGUUUAAAACGGAGUGGUCUUCUUGGCGUUUUAGUUUUCAUGCGUUGUACUAAACUCUUGCAACAAAUUUCAUCUUAUCUUUUCGUUUUUCUGGCUGUUUGGGACCCGUGCAUGAUACCUUACUUGGAAAUAUUACUCAGAGUACUAACUCGUCCAUUUUGUAAAAACCCUCACAAGCCCAAACAUCGGGAAGCUGUAGGAUUCACCUGUGUGGGCAUAGGUGGCUGAUAACUGCUGUGUUUUGUUUUUUUUUUUAUUUUGGUGAGGAAGUUCUUCAAAUCAGAGGCCAGUGAUUUUUACCAGAUUUAGCAAAAUGUUGUGGUUUAAUGGUGUGUUUACUUUCUUUUUAAUCCAAUUUCACUUUAAUUCCUUGCCAUAUUUAUCGAAGACUGCCGAAAUCCAGUGUCUUGUACUCCUGAAACUACAGUUCAUAGCUCUUAAGUGCCUCCCUUCUAGCCUACAAAGUGGAAAGAAACUGACUAAUGUGAAACCAUCCUAUGAACUGAUGUUUAAAUAAGUCUUUUCUAGCAACCCCAACAGGUGACACUGUGUUAAGUGUUUGAUCUCCAUCCGGGAAAUGAUGGUUUUCCAACGUGAGUUAGCCUUAAACUCCGAGGUUGAUCAGAUCCUAUGUUAUCUGUGGCUGUCCAUGUUUGUUACUGUGUAAUAAUGUAAAAUGUUUACCUUCCAUGUCCAAGGGCCAAGCCAAAUUAUACCAUCCUCAGUAGUGUUCAACCCUUAGGGCCCUUUCUCCGUGGAACUUCAAGAGCAGAAACAAUUCCUUGAAAUAACAUGAACUUGAACGUUCGCCCUAAUUGCAUUAGGCCUACCUGUUUUCUGCCUAUUUCUGCCAUGGCUCACUUGUAAACAUUUUUCUUUUUCCUUCUGGGCCCACUCAGAGUUCUUGGGCGAAGCCCGGUGUGUAAUUCAAACUAUAAAUCGAUAGUGUUUUUGGUGACUCAUUAUUAAUGUCUGCAAGUUCCAAAGUUAAAUGAGAUGAUGUAAACCAUUUAAAGAAAUCAUGUCUAAUCUAUUAAACAUGUAUUUAAGGAUG